ACAUAUUUAAUUUUACAUUUAAAAUGUGUGCAUAUAAUUGUGUUUUGGGGGGUUUUAAAACACAAUGACACAACUAUAAUGAACGUGAAACAACUGAAUGCAACUUUAGCACCUUUAUUUCUAUCCUGUUCAUUUUCUUGUCGCUGCAUAUUAUUAAAAGUUACACAGUUCAUAUCAGACUGACGGGCACCUUCAAGCCCAGAGUCAUCUCUCUCUCUCUCUCUCUCUGUCUUUCUCUCUCUCUCUGCGCGCGCGCUUGUGUAACGUGGCUCGUUCGCUGUCCCGGGCAUCACGGUGCUGAACCCGCCGCAUCAGCCGCACCGAGCCACCGUCCAGCGGAACCUGAACUCGGAUUACACUUCCCCGAUGAACUGUCCCGAGGAAUCGCGCGAACACGACGCGAAAAACUACCGCAGAAUAACAUUUGCUCACGACGCGACCGAAGACAUGCGGCGUCCGCUCGAAGCAGCAUCACCUGCAGAAACGAGGAAGGUAUCGCUUUAACCUUUAGGCGCAGACACCUGGACGCGGACCUGAAUGAAUUCACGCCACUGAGGGAAGCUUUAACACAUGUGGCAUGCGCCUUACUCUGCAGGAGGACAUCUAGAUCCCAAACCCAAUGGAAUUAAUCGAUCUUAUGGCUUCUGACACCUGCUUACUGCCUUUUCAUUAUUUUUUGUACUUAAUUCAGAAUGCAAUAUAGACGUGCACUUAAAAGCAUCUUUGUUUCUCCAUUUAACUUGCAAACGAGUUUAAGUCAAGUCACCUUUCUUUACAUAGCGCUUUAUGCAAUACCGAUUAUCAAAGCAGCUUAACAGUGUCGACAGAAAAAUAGUUUGUCAAUAAUGCAAGAAGAGGACAUUCACUUUUUUAGCUAAAGUCAAUUCAUUGAUGAUUAAUGAUAUCAUCAUCUAGUUCAUCUCUCUCCCAGUAGUGUCUGUGCAAUCAGUCAAAGCGAAAUUCAAGCUAAAUUCCAAAAGUGCAAUGAACUUAAUGCAGGUCGCGUCUUUAAUGCAUCACUUAAGUUGCAAUUGUAGAGGGUUGCAAUUGUUGCGGAAUACAAUGGCGCUCGUCACAGCCUAAAAACGAACAGGGAGUCCAUACACCUGCGCUGAUUGACCCAGGACAGUGUCGACUCUCCCCGUUCUUGGAUGAAGCAUGCUGAAGAGCCGCUGUUGCGUUCUCUUCAGUGACCUCAAGGUGUUUCUGCUCGGGCCACAGGCUCCUACAAACCCCAUGAGCGGACAAACGGCCAGAAUCAGCCCGUUUGCCUCGGAUAACAACAACACGUUACGAGCCCACCGGCUCCGGCACUGGAGUAUCCCGUCCACAGAGGACUCCGAGGCGGCUGCGGACGGAUCCUGGAGCGGCGCCGCGGUGGAAGAGUUCCCCAAGGACCGGAGGGAUGACAGAUUCUCCUUCAUCAGCUAUGCAGAAGGAACCCCGGUGUGCAGGAUAUGCUUCCAGGGGCCAGAACAGGGUGAGCUGCUGAGCCCGUGUCGCUGCAAUGGCUCUGUUCGCAGCACUCAUCAACCGUGUCUCAUCAAGUGGAUCAGUGAAAGAGGCUCGUGGACUUGUGAACUCUGUUACUACAAGUAUCAGGUGAUCGCCAUCAGCACCAAGAACCCGCUGCAGUGGCAAGCGAUUUCGCUCACCGUCAUAGAGAAGGUCCAGAUAGCGGCGGCGAUCUUGGGUUCGCUCUUCCUCAUCGCCAGUAUCUCGUGGCUGGUGUGGUCAUCUCUCAGCCCUUCGGCCAAGUGGCAACGGCAAGACCUGCUCUUCCAGAUCUGUUAUGGGAUGUACGGCUUCAUGGACGUCGUCUGUAUCGCUCUAAUUGUCCACGAGGGCCCAUCCGUUUUCCGUAUAUUCCACCGCUGGCAGGCCGUCAAUCAGCAGUGGAAAGUUUUAAACUAUGACAAGAAGCGAGACAGCGAGGAGCAGAAGAAUAAUGAGGAAUGGACGCGUUCUCUCCACCAGAGGGAUCCGUCAGGAGCGGACGUCUCUCCUUCACCGUCUUCACUCAUGGCUGCUGCUGGGACGCCGGCACUUGACAUGACCGACGGCACGACAAACAUAAACACAAACACCACAGCUGCAGCGCAGGACUCCUAUCAGACGGAUGCGCUCGCUGACGGACCGGCUUUACCGGACCAGCACUGUCCCUAUAAUCUCCUGCAUUUACUGAGUCAUCUACGGCCGCACGAGCCACGCAGCCCAGCCAGCAACAUCAGCACAAACACCACUAAACCUAGAGAAGUGGUUAUGAGAGUCACCACCGUCUGACUGGAGGCCUUAUGAUGGGACCCUCCAGCUCUUUCAGCACAGAGACUAGAAGCACAGCAAUGGAACUGUUGGAUUAUUUAUGACUUUCACUGAUACUGAUAACAAACAAUAUGGGGUUUUAAUUGCAUAUUCUGAGAUCUAAAGAGCAGGUUGGACAGCUCAUGAAUUUAAAGGGACAGUUCACCCAAAAAUGGACAUUCUGUCAUUCCUUGAUGUUCCGAACAUGUAUGAUGUCAUUUUAUUUCCUGUGUAACACAAAAGGAGAAUUUAUGAAGAAUCUUAAAGCAUACAACAACAACUGAUUGUGAUCAAGGUCAAGCUCCAAAAAGCAUCAUAAAAAUGGUCUUUUUAUUCUGAAUUUGUGUUCUACAGUAAAACUAAUUGUCAUUUUGGUAUCAUUGAUAUGCUAUUAUGCUUUCUUUUCUAUUUGAAUUUAAGUUAAAAGUUUUAAGAAUUUUGUUGUAACUUUAUUAGUUUUUGUGUGUUUUUAGUAGUUUUUGUUUUAUUUAGUUUAAUUUAAUUUUUAAUUGUA
Molecule: messenger RNA, 2815 nt
Organism: Cyprinus carpio (common carp)
Lineage: Eukaryota; Metazoa; Chordata; Actinopteri; Cypriniformes; Cyprinidae
Product: E3 ubiquitin-protein ligase MARCHF4-like
Biological process (GO): protein ubiquitination
Molecular function (GO): zinc ion binding; ubiquitin-protein transferase activity
Source: RefSeq, a predicted model, not a curated record